Molecule: messenger RNA, 289 nt
Organism: Parus major (Great Tit)
Lineage: Eukaryota; Metazoa; Chordata; Aves; Passeriformes; Paridae
Product: protein lifeguard 1-like
Exons: 2
Biological process (GO): negative regulation of apoptotic signaling pathway
Cellular component (GO): endoplasmic reticulum; membrane; Golgi apparatus
Source: RefSeq, a predicted model, not a curated record
GCCCAGGCCUGACGUGUGUCCCCCUGUCCCUCAGUCCAUCCUGACCGUCAGUCUGUCCUACAUGGUGGGGAUGAUCGCCAGUUUCUACGACACCGAGGCCGUCAUCAUGGCCGUGGGCAUCACCGUCGUCGUCUGCUUCACCGUCGUCAUCUUCUCGCUGCAGACCAAGUACGAUUUCACCUCGUGCCGGGGCGUUCUCAUCGUGUGCCUGGUCGUGCUCAUCCUCUUCUCCAUCCUCUGCAUCUUCAUCCGCAACCGCAUCGUGGACAUCGUCUACGCCUCGCUGGGG